Molecule: messenger RNA, 10155 nt
Organism: Sabethes cyaneus
Lineage: Eukaryota; Metazoa; Arthropoda; Insecta; Diptera; Culicidae
Product: ankyrin-2-like
Exons: 20
Coding region: 1-10155 (3384 amino acids)
Biological process (GO): signal transduction
Molecular function (GO): protein binding
Source: RefSeq, a predicted model, not a curated record
AUGGCUCAGUUUGUGACCCACAUACAACCGACGAUGAUGGAAGCAUCGCAAGGGCACUUCCCGCACCACCACAGCCAUGGAAUGCAGCAUGCAUCCCAUUUGCCGCACAGUGGUCACAAUAUGCCCUCACCACCGACGGCCCUGCAUGGUCAUCCCCACGGGGCUGGUCAUCAUUCCGGUUCGCAUUCGGGCAAUGGGAAAUCUUCCAAGUCGCAGCAGCAACACUCUUCCCAUCAGCCACUUUCACCGAAAUCGACGGAUCAGCACGAGCAGCGGCAACACUACCAGUAUCAGCCGCACGUCCAUACACACCAUCAUCAUCACCAUCAGCAGCCGCCACUGAAGGCCAUUCCAGCGAUGGCCGGAAUGCAUCACGGUCACAGCCAUGCCCAUCAUCGUUCCAGUUCGUCGGAUGGAAACACCUCGUUUCUGCGCGCAGCUAGAGCAGGCAAUCUAGAAAAAGUUUUAGAGCAUCUUAAAAAUAAUAUUGACAUCAAUACUAGCAAUGCGAAUGGCUUGAACGCGUUACAUCUUGCAUCCAAGGAUGGCCACGUGGCUGUCGUAUCGGAGCUACUGGCUCGCGGUGCGACCGUAGAUGCGGCCACCAAAAAGGGAAACACUGCACUGCACAUUGCUUCACUAGCCGGCCAGGAAGAAGUGGUUAAGCUGUUGAUUCAGAACAAUGCUUCCGUCAACGUGCAAUCACAGAAUGGCUUCACGCCACUGUACAUGGCUGCCCAGGAAAACCAUGACUCCGUAGUGCGAUUGCUGCUGUCGAAUGGGGCUAAUCAGAGCUUGGCGACGGAGGAUGGCUUUACGCCGUUGGCUGUUGCGAUGCAGCAGGGCCAUGAUAAGGUAGUCGCCGUAUUGCUGGAAAGUGAUACGCGUGGAAAAGUUCGCUUACCAGCUCUGCAUAUUGCCGCUAAGAAGGAUGACGUCAAAGCGGCCACCCUGCUACUGGAGAAUGACCAUAACCCGGAUGUUACAUCGAAGUCUGGUUUUACUCCGCUGCACAUUGCCUCUCAUUAUGGCAACGAAGCUAUGGCUAAUUUACUUAUUCAGAAGGGAGCCGAUGUCAACUACGCUGCAAAGCACAACAUUAGCCCGCUGCAUGUGGCCGCCAAGUGGGGCAAAACCAAUAUGGUAGCUUUGCUGCUGGAAAAAGGUGCAAGCAUCGAAAGCAAAACUCGCGAUGGUUUGACCCCGUUGCACUGCGCAGCACGCUCCGGUCACGAGCAAGUAGUGGACAUGCUGCUCGAACGCGGUGCACCAAUCAGCGCCAAGACGAAGAACGGUCUCGCGCCGCUCCAUAUGGCAGCCCAAGGCGAGCACGUGGAUGCGGCCCGCAUUCUGCUUUACCAUCGUGCACCGGUCGAUGAAGUCACCGUCGAUUACUUGACGGCACUGCAUGUCGCAGCGCACUGUGGUCACGUUCGUGUCGCAAAGCUACUGCUGGACCGCAAUGCCGAUGCGAACGCCCGGGCUUUGAAUGGGUUCACUCCGUUGCACAUUGCAUGCAAGAAGAAUCGCAUCAAGGUCGUUGAGCUGCUACUGAAGCACGGAGCGAGCAUCAGUGCCACCACGGAGAGCGGUUUGACACCUCUGCAUGUUGCAUCCUUUAUGGGCUGCAUGAACAUCGUUAUUUACUUGCUGCAGCACGACGCCAGCCCGGAUGUACCGACGGUUCGCGGCGAAACACCGCUUCAUCUGGCGGCUAGAGCUAAUCAGACCGACAUCAUUCGCAUCCUGUUGCGUAACGGAGCCCAAGUCGAUGCACGGGCCCGGGAACAGCAGACACCGCUGCACAUCGCAUCCCGGCUCGGUAACGUGGACAUUGUAAUGCUGCUGCUGCAGCACGGCGCCCAGGUCGAUGCCGUUACCAAGGACAUGUACACUGCGCUGCACAUCGCAGCCAAGGAGGGCCAGGAUGAGGUCGCCGGAGUACUAUUGGAGAACGGUGCCCAGAUUGACGCUGCCACUAAGAAAGGAUUCACUCCAUUGCAUCUUACUGCCAAGUAUGGCCACAUUAAAGUCGCCGACCUGUUGUUAACCAAAAAUGCACCGGUCGAUGCUCAAGGCAAGAACGGUGUUACACCACUUCAUGUUGCUAGUCAUUACGAUCAUCAGAACGUUGCACUGCUGUUACUCGAAAAAGGAGCUAGUCCUCAUGCAACGGCCAAGAACGGUCACACACCGCUACAUAUUGCUGCUCGCAAAAAUCAAAUGAACAUUGCCACCACACUGCUACAAUAUGGUGCACAAGCCAAUGCAGAGAGCAAAGCUGGAUUCACGCCACUACAUCUGAGCUCGCAGGAAGGCCACCAUGAAAUGUCGGCACUGCUUCUGGAACAUAAGGCCAAUCCGGAUCAUCAAGCACGCAACGGACUGACUCCGAUGCAUCUCUGCGCCCAGGAGGAUCGUGUCAACGUCGCCCAGGUUCUUGUUAAACAUGGAGGCGAUGCACAUGCCGCCACGAAAGCUGGAUACACUCCGCUUCAUGUGGCCUCUCAUUUUGGCCAAGCCAACAUGGUACGCUAUCUGCUGCAACAGGGCGUAGAUGUAAACGCCGCAACCGGAAUCGGUUAUACACCACUGCAUCAAGCUGCUCAGCAGGGUCAUUGUCACAUCGUCAAUAUAUUGAUUGAAAAUCAGGCUGACCCCAACGCGGUCACCAAUAAUGGACAAACCUCGCUGAAGAUUGCCCAGAAGUUGGGCUACAUCAGUGUUCUUGACUCAUUGAAGUCGGUUACCGAAACCAAGACAACACCGGAGUCACAGCCAAUCGACGAAAAAUAUCGGGUCGUUGCUCCGGAGGCAAUGCAUGAGACAUUCAUGUCAGACUCCGAAGAAGAAGGAGGCGAAGACACCGUUCUAUCUGAUCAACCGUAUCGCUAUCUAACCGUGGAUGAGAUGAAAUCUCUGGGCGAUGAUUCGUUGCCGAUCGAUGUCACUCGUGACGAACGUCAUGACACAAACCGAAUGGCACAAAGCAGCGAAUCGCACCAGUUUCCGCCGACUGCCAUGGAAGAUUCCAUCAGCCCACAGCACGCUUCCAUGGUUCAGUCUGGAAUUUCAGUUACUGAUUUCGCGGAUAACAUCAACAUCGAACGACAGUCCCACGUCGGAAAACUACACUGGAAGAACUUCCUGGUUUCCUUCCUGGUGGACGCUCGUGGAGGAGCGAUGCGUGGCUGUCGUCACAGCGGAGUUCGCAUUAUCGUUCCGCCCCGUUCGGCUGCUCAGCCGACGCGGAUCACCUGCCGCUACGUGAAGCCUCAACGUACGAUGCACCCGCCACCACUGAUGGAGGGAGAAGCCCUGGCCAGUCGCGUUCUGGAACUGGGUCCGGUCGGUGCCAAAUUCCUCGGUCCGGUCAUCAUGGAGGUACCGCACUUUGCUUCGCUGCGUGGCAAGGAGCGUGAAAUCGUCAUUCUCCGCUCGGACAACGGAGAAACGUGGCGCGAGCAUAACAUUGACAUGUCCGACGAGAUCGUGCAUGACGUGCUGAACGAGUGCUUCGAGCCGGAAGAUCUUGCCCAACUGGACGAACUUGGCGGUGGCCGUAUCUGCCGUUUCGUGACAUACGACUUUCCACAGUACUUUGCAGUCAUUUCCCGCAUCCGCCAGGAGGUGCACGCCAUCGGACCGGAGGGCGGUAUGGUAUCCAGCACGGUCGUACCGCAGGUGCAAGCCGUUUUCCCGCAGGGAGCUCUCACCAAGAAGAUCAAAGUCGGUUUGCAGGCUCAACCAAUCGAUCCCGAUCUAACUGCGAAACUGCUGGGCCGAGGCGUUGCCGUAUCACCCGUGGUCACCGUCGAGCCUCGUCGGCGCAAGUUCCACAAGGCGAUCACGCUCAGCAUGCCGGCGCCAAGGGCCCACAGUCAAGGCAUGAUCAACCAGUACUCGGGCAGCGCUCCCACCCUGCGUCUACUGUGCUCCAUAACCGGUGGUACUACACGCGCCCAGUGGGAAGAUGUAACCGGUUCUACUCCGUUAACUUUCGUGAAUGACUGUGUCUCGUUUACCACCACCGUUUCGGCACGCUUCUGGCUAAUGGACUGCCGUAACAUAGCCGACGCAACCAAAAUGGCAACCGAACUGUACAAAGAGGCCAUACACGUACCGUUUAUGGCCAAAUUUGUAGUCUUUGCCAAACGUACUGACCCGCUAGAGGCACGCCUCCGCGUCUUCUGCAUGACAGACGACCGUGAAGACAAAACCCUUGAACAUCAGGAGCACUUUACCGAAGUGGCCAAGAGCCGCGAUGUUGAAGUACUGGAAGACAAACCGCAGUAUAUAGAGCUGGCCGGUAACCUGGUGCCGAUCACCAAAUCCGGCGAGCAGCUAAGUCUACCAUUUAAAGCAUUCCGCGAGAAUCGGCUACCCUUCUCGGUUCGCGUCAAAGACCAACAUGCCGACAUAGUCGGGCGGACGCUCUUCAUGCGCGAACCGAAAAUCGCAAAGGGUGAACCACCACAACAACCAAUCUGUAUCCUGAACAUUGUACUGCCAGAAACAAUCAUUCCAGACCAGGUGACUACCAUCGAGGAUUCGCAGGAAGUGCUGGUCCGCGUUGGGCACAGCACCCGCGUAUCGCCUCGUGAUCAAAACUAUCUAGGAGAACUUCGUGUCGUCGACAUCUCCAAUCUUCUCGGUGAAGAUUGGGUCAAGUUGGCACCGGAAAUCGGUGUUAAUGAAACGGACGUCGACAACAUUAUUGCCCAGAACCCAACUAGUAGCGCACAGCAGGCCCAGGCCAUGCUAAAAUUAUUCCAAUCGAAAGCUCGAAACGAUUUCAACAUUCUAGAGAAUGGCUUACGAACAAUUCAACGAGACGACAUCGUCGAUCGAUGUUUACGAACUACAGCAACAAGCACCUCGACAACGACUACCGUAACGAUGCGAAAUAAGACGGCAUUCUCGAUCAGCAAACGGAGCCACGAUAUUAACAUUAUCGCCGAGCAAGACUCCAUUGCAAAGUUGGUACAAAAAGAUGACCAAUUCACUAAGGAGGAGUCUAACAAAUACUCAGUUGAAGAGAAGCAAGUCGACGAAUCGGAAGAAUCCGAAGAGGAAACCAUCAAGAAAACUGUAGCCGAACGUCGGAAACAGAUCGAGAAGCGCUUGUCCGCUGACCGCUCCAUCCCAGCAUCGACUCAGAAGAAAGAGAUCGUCGAAGAAAUCAUCACCAUCAAACGAGCCAGCGUAAUAGACGACACCCGUGCGAAGCACGAAGAAGAAAUCCUAAUGCAAAAACCAAUCGACAAUUCGUACAAAUCGUCGGUAAUACCGGAGCCGGUGGUGAAGCUGAAAACCUCCACCGUCAAGGAAGGAGCUGCUGUUGCGAAAGACGAAUUCGAUCGAGAGCUGCAAGACAAGUUCAAAUCGACGCUAAAGAAUGUGGAAGAGUUCGAACACAAACCGCAGUUGCUGACCGGUGAGAAGAUUGACAACUCAGCCAAAAUUGUAGAUGAAAUUGCCAAAAAGGAUGCACCCAAACCGAGUAAACCAGACGAUGACAAGAAAAAACCGGAUACUGAUGACGAAUCUCCAAUACCGAAGGAACGAGUUCCAGUUCCAACCAAACGUACAAGCAUAACGCGCGAAGACGCUGUUGAUCAGGGCGUUGUUAUUGAAUCUAUCAAGAACGUUCAUGAAAAGAUCUCUUCGUUCGAAUCAAAAUCAUCUGCCGAAUCAAGCAAACGCACAUCAUGGGCAAAGGACUCCAGUAGUUCAAAGCAAUUGUCCGAAGAACAGGAAUUCCUGGCUCAGAAAACACAAAUCGACACACUAGAAGAGAAACUAACCAAAGAGAAAACAGAUGAAAAGUCCAAACUACCCGACUGGAUCGAGCAGGAUGAGAUUCUGGCCCAGAAGCGGGAAUUUGAAGAAAUGGAAAAAGAACAGGAACAGUGGACUGAAGAGAAGGAGAUCAUGGCUCAAAAACAGCAAUUCGAUCAGUUGGAAGAACAGUUUUUGCAACAGCAGCAGAAAAUGGAACAGAAAGCCUCCGACCUGAAGGAAACGUGGACUGAAGAGCAAGAAAUUCUAGCUCAGAAGGCCCAGUUUGAGCAGAUGGAGAAGACAGAACAAAUAUUCCAGGAGAGAAAAUCCGAAGUGAUCAGCAAAGUCGAAGAGACAGUUUCCUCAAAGACGAAAUCGUUUGCUGAAACCAUUCAAAAGGAAGUCGGGCUUGGUGAUCAGUAUCAUCAGGAAGUUCAAGAAUUCGCCGCACAAAGCUCCCAAACGAAGACUACCGUAGAGCAAAAAGUGGACAAAACUGUUACUGAAAUAUGCGAUUCAGAGGUUGUGUCUGAGACAAAAGAGUCAAGCCAACAAAGUAAAGCAGCCUACGACAAAACGGCGGAAGUCUUCGCUAAGGAAACUAUUACAAGUUCACAAGAACCAACGCCCAAAAUCCAAGAAGCUUUCACCAAAGAGAGCUUCGAAAGCGUUCGAGAGGAAACCGUUAGCAAGGAUCGCUCCGGAACGCUAAAAGAAACAGCAGAGAAGACAAAAACUGAAAUCGAAACCGGUGUACGACAGGGAGAGGAAAUUUUGGCCGAAAAGAUGUCCGAAAUAGGCGAAGAAUUCCGAAGAACCGAAGAAACCCCAGCAGUCAAACCGGACGAAAAGCCAUCCGUCGUUGAAACCGUUACGAAAAUGGUCACUCAGGAAGUAACUUCGAAAAUUCCGGUAUUCAGCAAACGUACCUCGCCAGAAGAGGCUCCGAAGCCGAAGUCGGUGCCGAAGGAUGAAAUCAUUGAAGAUGUAGAAGCUGCAACCAAGCAACCAGAAGCACCAUCGUCGAAAAUUCCACGAUUUGACAGCAGUAAACCAGCUGCAGGAAAACCGGAACCGACGAGCAUCAAAUCACCAGAACCAGACACAAAACAAACCAAGAUACCGGUUUUCAAGGAUCGAAAAUUUUCGGAGCAGAUCUCCAGCGAUUCAGGUGACACGGUUAUAACGCAGAAAACAGUUCGCGAUCAGGAUUCACUACUGAAAUCGGACAGUGAUGAAAAACCGUUGGAAGCGUACACCGCUGCCUUGGUGGAAACUGGCGAAAUAACUAGCAAAGAAGUAAAGGAGGUUCUGAGCUUUACAACGAUCGACGAGUCCGUGCUGAACGAACUCAUUACCGAGGAUGAGCGAGCGGUUACACCGGACGAUUUUAUCGACGAAAUCAUCGAAGAAGCGCAUGAUACGGUUCAACAAAUGCAGCAGGCCGAAAUCGCCGCGUACACUUUGGAUCUAAGCAGAUCCGAAGAUGAUGUUCUAGAGAAAUCUCCACAUCCAAUUCCGGAGUACGUGACCGAACGUUACGCCGGGGAUGACCUCGAAGAAGACGACCACGAACACGAAAAAUGGCAAGACGAUGCCCACUCGAUAGUGCCGGACGAUGCCUCCACUACGGAUCUGGAGGCAUUCCGGGACUACCACUGGCUGGACACCCCGGACUCUGGUACCGGCAUCGCCGUCACGAACGCAGCAAUAGCGCAAAAGCAACCCAAGGGCACCGCCAAACAGUCCAUCCUGAGGCAGGGCGUUGUAUUGGCCUCCACCGAAGACUUUGACACACUGAGCCUUCAAUCAUCCGACGUCGGUGACGAUCGCAAAAAAUCCGCUGCACAAGAGAUUGACGAAAUGACUACGACAGCUAAAAACUAUAAGACACGCAAAGAGUUUAAUCUAGACCUUGACACAGACACGACUACACCGAGAAAAACUGAACGCAAGACACGCUUUGAAACGCACCUCAAUCAGGGUACUUCACCGAUGACAGAUAUAGUAGAAUCUCCGGACAGUGUGCAUCAUUAUGGCCGGGGUGAAUCACCGGCAAUCAAGCUUGUUAUCGGACGCAAAGAGAUUAAAACUUCCGAUACUUCUGCCAUAACCGAAAGUCGAUUGACGGUUUACGGGCAUAAGGAUGUGGAAAUAUCUAUCAGUUCUCAGUCGACAAUUAGCCUGACUACUACGACAACCUCCAAAGAUGGACGAGAGGUAAGCUCUGAAGUUGUCAGCAGUGGUACCGGAACUAAAGAAUCCACCACGACUACAAAACGCUACAAACAAUUCAAACUUAUUGACGACGACGAAGAUUCGGAACGCGUUGAACGAAAACGUGACGAUACAGUUUCGUUUUCGAAAAAGAAGAGCGUCUACCUGUUUGGAAGCUUCGACUCUAGCAGCGAGUCGCCGAUAACGGAAGCAAGCGGCUCCGGUCACGUGACAGAUACUGGAAUUUCCCUAACAAGAGGUUUUACCGAAACCAUGACCUCACCAGGCGUUGUAUCAUCUACAGAAGAGAAAAAUAAAAAGAUCAGUAUUGUAACCGACACAGCAGUAGACGUGGAAAUUGAAGAGCUAGAACUAACCGAUGCCGGUUUAAGUCCAAUCCUGCCAGACGAAACUGAUGUUACGGCUGAUUUUCAAAUGGCUGAAGAAGAUGUCCAGUAUGCACACAUGGGAACUAGUCCGGUCGACUUUGAAGAACAAUCCAUGUCGGCAGCUCUGGACACUUCCGAAGCAGCCACACUAACUGAUCGCAUAGAAACAAAGGACGCAUCGAACAGUCCGCUGGAUACGAACAUAACUUCCAUCCUAAAACGAGACCUCACUAAAAUUACAGACGAAGAACUAUUGAUCGGUCGGCGAGGUUCUGGUGAUGUAAAAGCAAAGAUCAAAAUUCUAGAGCAAAACCAGAAAGUGCAAAGCGCUCAAAGUUCACCAAAAAAGAAAGUAGAAUUCGAAGAUCAUCAGGUGAGAGGUACUGACAUACAUGAAUCUCCCAAAAAGCAAAAGAUCGCUUCUGCUAAGAUAAGUGAGCUGAAGAAAAUAUUCGGCGAGGAGCAAGAACCAGAAGAGUCGAACAUAAUGUCCGAAUCGAUUCCGCCUAUCCAAGAAGUCAUCAAACAGUUGGAGAAGCGAAUCGCCGUUGAACAGAUUGACAAACGUGUGAUUGAGCAAAUCGACGCCUCCGCGGUUCGCACAUUGCCACCUCCGGCCGUCAAAAAAGAAGUGCUUGACGAUCAAGACCUUGCCGACUUGGAAGCUCAAAUAAUUUCUGUUGAGACAUUGAAAGCAACGAAGGCUCCGGCCCCACUUGAUCUAACCGAAGAAGACAUGAAACUCACUAAGCUCGUGCGAGGAGUGCAGCAACUAGGAUUACAAGAACAACGCAAACGACAAUUAGAUGAGCAAUUGCGAGAAACAGAGACCAAGGCUCAGUUAGACGAGCCAGUCUGCGAAAAAAUAAUUUGUAAAAAAUAUGUUCCUGGAUUGACAGAGAACGGGUCUGAAGAAACUGAGCCGAAACGAGCAAACGACUUGAUUAAAAUGUUCGAAAGUAAGCAUACCAAGGAUUACCAAGAAACGACACCUCAUAGUCCAAAGUUUACAAAGAUCCAACCAGAUGAUAAGACUCGAGCAAUAAUGUCGGCAGUUGAAGUGGAAAAAGUUAUCCAUAGUCGUUCAACGGUGUGCAAAUCUGACGAAACGCGACACGAACGUCGAGUAAUUGAAAUCAAAGAACUGGAGUCAGAAUCACAGGCUGUAGGAAAAUUACUAAUAAAAACACAACUACAGAAAGACCAAACAGAACAACAAGACGAUGAAAGCGAACAAUACGAAGAAAAACUAAAACAAGGUGAAAUAUGUAAGCUAAAUCAAAAUUUGAUUUCAUUGUUCGAUAAGGGCAUGGCAUUGGAAAAAGUUGCACAACACGAAAAGCAAACUAGGCAAGAAAUCAGAACAAAACAAACUCAGGCCAUCCAAGAAAAGCCAAUAACGCAAAGAUCACCAGAAGAAGUGCAACAAACGGUAGCAAACAUAAAAGCCCGAUUCAUACAGCUAUCGGAAGAAGACAAAAUUCGACAAAUCGAACAACACAAAAUUAAAACACUUACACUGAAGAAAACCUAUGCGAAAACAAAACCCGAAGUUAAGUCGAAACCAGACGAGGAACAAACUGAAGCAAAGGAUGCCUCACCAGUCAAGGAAAAAAUUGAAGUAGUCGAAGAAAUCGUGACUGAGACCAAAGUUGACGAGAAGCUAGUUGAAGCAGUUACUGAUGAAGCUAAGAAAAUUGAAGUAGUCAAAGAAAUCGUGCCUGAGACCAAACUUGACGAGAAUUGUCGAAGAAAUCGUGACUAA